This is a messenger RNA of Magnolia sinica, 450 nucleotides long. RefSeq lists its product as uncharacterized. Gene Ontology annotation, molecular function: nucleic acid binding. Gene Ontology annotation, biological process: DNA integration. NCBI's taxonomy places the organism in Eukaryota, Viridiplantae, Streptophyta, Magnoliopsida, Magnoliales, Magnoliaceae. The transcript has a single exon. The coding region runs from base 1 to 450 and encodes 149 amino acids. The record is from RefSeq and is a predicted model, not a curated record.
AUGCACGUUCCCCCUGAAGAUCUCCAUCAAACGGUUACUUCUUGGCCUUUCACCGCUUGGGGACUUGAUGUUAUUGGACCCAUAAAUCCACCUUCAUCCAAGGGAAAACAAUAUAUUCUGGUAGCAACAGACUAUUUCUCCAAAUGGACAGAAGUGAUCGCAUUGCGCAAUGUCAAAGAGAAAGAUGUGGACAAUUUCAUUAGACAUGCGAUAAUAUAUUUCCAUGGCAUACCGAAGAAGAUUGUUACCGACAAUGGUACCCCCUUUAAGAACAGAGGCAUGGAGAAACUGUGUCUAAAGUUCGGUAUCCAACAUUCAUUUUCAACACCUUACUAUCCACCGGCAAAUAGAUUAGCAGAGGCGUUUAACAAAAUGAUUGUGAAAAUACUAAAGAAGAUGGUGACGGGAAAUAAGCGCGACUGGGACGAAAAGUUACAGGGAGCACUAUAG